Molecule: messenger RNA, 960 nt
Organism: Dermatophagoides farinae (American house dust mite)
Lineage: Eukaryota; Metazoa; Arthropoda; Arachnida; Sarcoptiformes; Pyroglyphidae
Gene: Srp19
Product: signal recognition particle 19
Biological process (GO): SRP-dependent cotranslational protein targeting to membrane; SRP-dependent cotranslational protein targeting to membrane, signal sequence recognition
Cellular component (GO): signal recognition particle, endoplasmic reticulum targeting
Molecular function (GO): 7S RNA binding
Source: RefSeq, a predicted model, not a curated record
GUUUUGAUUAUUUUUUGUGUGCAACGUGGAUUUCAUAUUUUUAUUUCUAUUUAGAUUCCUGGCAUAGAGAUUAAAAUUCCAAAAAAAUAUCACAAUGGCUCGACGUCCAAAACAGCAGCAACAACAACAACAAGUAAAUCAACAGCAACCAGCAGCAGCCCCAGUGGCUAUGGUACCACCACCCGGUAUGAUGAUGUCCGCACAACAUCAACAAAUAAUGAUGCAGGCAUUAAAAUCGAAUGUGCCAAAUUUAGAUCCAAAUGAAACAAAACAAUGGCAUACAAUAUAUCCACAAUAUAUUAAUUCCAAUCUAACUGUUGAUCGUGGUCGUCGUAUUGGUCGUUCGAAAUGUAUCGCUGAUCCAAUGGCCGAAGAAAUAUUCAAUGUAUUGGCUGCCAAUCCACAACAAUUUCAAGUACAAUUAAACAUGUAUAAAUGUUAUUGUCGUGAAUUGGAUAAGGAAAAUAUUCGUUUACGUGGCUAUGUAAAAUAUCGUAUCAUUAAUAAUGAACAACAGCAACAAUUUAAGAAUAAAAGACAAGUAUUGCAAUAUGUUGCAUCGAUGAUACCAAAAUUGAAAUCACGACAAAAUCCACAAAAAUCUCAACAACAGCAAACAUCCGGUAGUGGUGGUGGUGGUGGUCAACAAUCUGAACAAACGAUAAAAACUCAACAACCAUCACAACGACAGCAGCAGCCACAACCACAAGGUGGAGGUGGAAAGAAAAAGAAUCGACGAAAAUAAUUGACAGAAUGGUGGAAUUAAAAUCAAAUUUUCAUUCAUGAAGCUGAUUGUGUUCGAAUUUUUUUUUUCGUAUAAAAAUAAACUUUCGAACAAAUUAAAAAAUCCCUCGAUGUUUAUUUUGUUUGUUUUUUUCGUUCAUUCAAUUCUGUAUUUGUCAAUGUAUGCAUGGUUAAAGUAAAAAAUUUUUAAAUAAAAAAAAAUUUCAAAUUGAUAAA